Messenger RNA from Durusdinium trenchii, 8802 nucleotides. The record is from the annotation of a GenBank genome assembly. NCBI's taxonomy places the organism in Eukaryota, Dinophyceae, Suessiales, Symbiodiniaceae.
AUGGCAGCGCCUCUGUUGUUGGCAUGGAUCGCCUCCUUUGUGCUUCGGCACGCGCGUACCGAUGUGGAGCGUGCCAUUGGAGCGACCCGAGUCCUGGUGUCAGUUGAGAGGGCCUUGCAAGCGUGUUGGGCCCUGCCACAGGAGGUGACUCGGAGUUUGGUAAAGGCGCAGCUUCAGCUCAAAAAUGCUGAGCACGCCUUAAAGACCGAGGUGGCAUUCCUGGCCAACGGUGGCGGACAGCGAUUCUGGUUCGAUCGCUUUGGGUGGCUCCGAGACGAGUUUCCGCUGCGAGAGAACUGGGAGAGGGAGUGGCGCACAAGCGCCAACGGCUUCCAGAAGGAUGUGGAGAGGUACUUGACCGUCAUCGACCUCCAGCAACAGUUUUUGGUCUUCGCCGGACUCUGCAAGUUGGCAACUGCGUUCGAUGAGUUGGCCCAACUUUGCAGAUGGCCAUUCGGAUUUUACGUCCGCAACCUUGGAGUGAGUCCCGCUCAUGGCAGGGCAGUGUACGCUCGCCAGUCAGCAGGGAAGGCAGAAGUCGAAGAGGAGGUGCGAAACCUCCUGCAGAAUGCCGACACGAAGGCAUUAGUGGGAUCUGUGCGGAAGAUCAUGCAGGUGUUGGAACACCAUGGCUUGGCAUGCCGCCAAUGCCUGAGUUGCAUGAAGGUGGGCGUGCAUGACGCUAACCGAGAUGGUCUCGGUGUGUCGGCCUUCGACUGCCACAGGUUGUGCUCUGAGAUCAGCGACAUCGGCUACGACAGCCAGGAGUUCAAGGGGGUGGCAAUUCAGCUGCAGGGGGCAGAGCUGGACAGGAUCCAGGCCUUCAACAGGAAGUUGCAGGAGGAGGCCCACGGCCUUUUGGGUGGCGCAAGUGACAUGAUCAGGUACGCAAGUUUGGCUGGCUCUCACGCCAACUACGCCAUGAGGUGCUUCGCAUCGCAUGUGGAACACAAGGAUGAUGAGCUCACGUUGGACGGCCGACUCUCGCUAGAGAGGCUUGCGUCGAAGGAUGGCGCCUUCUACAAGGCCAUCGUUGAUGGCGAGACAUGGAUGGUGCUUGAUGCCACUUGCUCCACCACCUGGCCAACGCUGGCCGAGACAGUGCAGGCAGCUUACAAUGCGGCUGGGCAGCUGGCGAGGCAUGAGACUGACCUUCAAGUGAUGAAGAAGCUGCACACGUGCAUUGUGCGCCUGGGAGGUGCAUCCUACGAGAAGGUCAAAAACCAUGUGCUGCGUUCCAAGCCCCCGAAUGCAGGUGCAGUGCCGCGCAUGUACACCUUCGUCAUGCACUUCGCUGGGGGGCGAUCAGGUGAGUUCCUGAGAGAGACGGAGGCCUUCUUGCGCAUCAAGUGCGUGCCUGCAAGGCACUUGGCAGUCGAGGUGUACGAAUCCCUCGCAACCGAGAUGCGACACACGGGAGCGCAACAAUUCCCCAAGUGCCGCCACGCGCUUCUUAAGGCACUCUUCACCAUUGAGUCUCGGAUCACGGCCAGCGACCUUCGACGUCUCUUCAGCCAGAAGUCAGGUAUGAUGCCACAGCUGGAGGAAUGUGAGGGGUUGAUCAUGGAUGUGCAGAAGCUCUUCAAGGACCUUGACGUGCCAGCUGAGGUCAAGUUGCAGCAUCAAGGUGACUUUGAGAUCUCUUUGAUGUUCUGCCUGUUGCAGAAGAAGGAGCCAGGCAAAGAGCAGCACGACAGUUUGCAAAGUGUUGCUCACAGUGCAGUGAUGCUGAUGAGGGAGCAUUCUGGUUUGAAGACUCCUGACCUCGUCUCCCCAUGGAUGCGUGAGUACGACGAGAGCGGGAAACAGCACACCACUGCAGCCUUGGAAGAGGCAGGCUUCGCGGUGAGCCAGCGGGUGCUCCACAAGAAGACCAAACAGGAGGGCGAGAUUGUGGCCAUGACUUCGGAGAAAGUCACGAUCAACCUAGAUUCAAAGACGACCAUGACUGUUGGCGCACAGGAUUUUCUGAUGGGCCAAUGGCAGACAGUGAAGGCCAAGGCGCCCAUCGAGUUUCUUGCCUGGGAAGAUCGGGAGCCGUUCAAGUCGGUGGAGGUCUCAGUCAUGGAGCUCCAGGCCAGUGCAUGCUUGGCCCUUUGCGAGGCCGCCAAGAAGAAGAGCCUGGAAGGUCUGAUUGCAUUGCAGACCAAACCUGCGAAAGACGUGAUUGCAGCAAAGGCGAUCUUGAAGCAUGCCUUGCAGAUCAUCCCAGUGACCUCAAAGAUUCAGGUGCAGGAGGCCACGAAGGGAAAACAGGUUCCGCCUUCGGCGAUCUCCAUGGGCCAGAAGAAGAUUGGUGAAGCUGUCUUUGACAUGUGGCUCAUGCCGCAUCCUUUGAAGGAGGGUUGCCUCGUGAGCCCGGCUUUCAUGGUGCGGAGCGCAGAGGAUGAAAGCAAGGCCAACAUGGAGAUCUGGCCGGCGCUGGGCAGGCAACAGGUCAAGGAGCUGAAAGUUCCAGUGUUGAGGAACACGAAGGCUGUGAAGAAGGGAGAACAAUUGCUGGUCUAUAGGCCCAAGGUGGAGGCUGAGGCAGCGGAAGAUCCAACAGGGCAUCCGAAGAAGAAGACAAUGGAGCGCCGCAGUGGAAAACAAUCCAAUUCGGUGAACUACCAAUGCCUUGACUCGCUCUUGAAGUUGCGGCGGCAGGCCUGCAACAGUGCGCUGAGGAAGGCGUUGGCCGAGGCAGAGGCCUGUGAAGAACGCCCUACGAUGAACCUCAGGGGGAGAAAAAAGGAUACCCAAGCGCGCGAAUCCGACAGGGCAAUAGCGGGCCAUAGCGUGUACUUAGACACGCCAGAGACGCAGCGGACGGCAUCGGUGAGAACGCAAGUCUUGUGGAGCGUCCAGUCCUCCGAUCUGUGGGUUGAGUACACUCAGGUGAACUUGGAGUACCUUCGGUCAUGCAUCAUGGACGAGAAGGAGGCACAGGCUUUGGGUCGCACUCGAAAGCGCAAGGCCGGUGAAGCCAACUCACAGGCAGAGGAAUCGCAGAUAGACGACUCACAAGGUCUAGAGGAGGAAGCCGCAGAACCUCCAGUCAUGGAGGAGUCCCAAGGAACCAUUCCUUAUGAUGUGAGAUUCACGGGUGAGAGCUUUCUUGUCACACGCGCUGUCAUGGCUGAUGAUGGGCAUGAUGAAGAGGGCGCGCCCGCAGCGACCAGCGACCCCUAUCUCACUCCGGAUUCUGCAGCUGAUGUGAAGCCCGCAAAGCAUCAACGUGAUGAUCUCAAGAGUGAAGGAAUUGGGUUGGAGCACUCUGGCACUGAUGUACAGGCUGCAAAGCGUUUGCCCGUGAAGGAAGAACCCCAAGACGAGGUCUACACACAUGAACAGUGGUUAGAGUGGUGCGCGUCAGAGGGAUGGGGCGACGAAUCGGAAGGCUGGGGAGAAUGGUACACCUAUGAGUCCUAUGAGCCGGUCAAGGACGAACCGGAGCCAGAGGAGGAAGAAAAGGAGGGCGAGCAGGAGCAGGAGCCUGCGGAGCCUACGGAGGCUGCAGAGGCUGCGGAGCCUGCCGAGGAGAACGAAGGUGAAGAUGAAAUUGAAGAGCUUUUGAUUGACGACUCGGACUCCUCUUCGCCAGGGCAUCAGCGGAGGGUUCAAACGACAGUGUUGCACAAGGCAAUGCCGGUUGAACGUCCACGUCGCGAUGUCCCUCCACCACCUCCAGUACCAAGGAAGAGCGCCAGGACACUUUCAUCCUUGCCGCCUCCGCCACCGCCUACAUCAAUGGCCGCCAGUACAAGACGUGAUGUGCCAGUGCCACCGCCGCCUCCACCUCCCUUUGCUGCUGCAAGGCCAGAUGCUUCAUUGAGAGAUGCUCCAUGGAGGAGGGAGAUGUCUGGAGUGGAAUCUCGAGCAUCGUCGUCAGAAAGGUCGGGGAGCUCCACUGACCGCAGCAGCAGGCGCAAGGGUCAUGGCAAGGGCGGCGAAUAUGUGCCGGGUGGACAUGGCUUUCGGUUGGCCAGCGGCGAGUAUUCAGCGCCCGGUCAAGGACGCAAAAGGACCCGCAACCGUGGAGGAGUGGCCGAGCGAAUGAAGCAGGACCUCCGUCGGCUACAGGAGGAAAGGGACGCCGACCAUUCGGCUCUUCGCACUGCUGUGGAGUUGUCAGGCCAUUUGGUGCUUGGUAGCAAAGGCAAAGGCGGAGAUGCAUUGGAUGGAGGUUCGGCAGGGCCCUUGCUCGCCAUUGCGCAGUGCAUGUAUGCACGCGCCAAAGGUUGCCAGUCGACUGACGUCGUGCAGGGUGGCCUUCAGAGUGUCAGCCCAUGGAGAGAGUUGUUUUCAUGGCUGCGCGUGACGCUUCACAUGAGCGUGCUUGAGACAGAGCCGGCUUGUGUGAUCAAUGGAAAGAUGAUGAAGUCCAUUGGUGAGAAGCCUGAAAAUGCAGCUGCUUCUGUCUUUGCAGCUGGACGAGUUGCCGGGUUCACAACCACUGAUUCUGCCAAGAAUGACUAUAGCCUUUUUAGCGAGUUGAAGAAGAUGAUCAAGCGGAAGGCUGGUCGGGUAGCAACUCCUGACUUCAUCGCAACCUUUCCGCCCAACCCUAGAGAGUUGUCGAUCUACCGGGAUGCCUAUACAGACGAUGACCCGCCACUACAGUUAGACGAGUCAGAAUGCAUCGCAAUGAAGAAUGCGGUGGUUUAUCGAAGCACGAACAAGUCGCUGAGGGAUGAUGCCUCGAAGCAGCAGCAGAUCGUGCCCAUAGCAGCACCAGCUCCACAGCACGUGAACCAGCAGCAAAUGGCCUUCAUGCACCUCAUGCAGAAUUUCGCUGCUUUCAUGAGUGGGGGGUAUUUGAGCGAGCCAGUGGUGGUGCACAAUUCAGCGUGGAGCUGCGAGCUUCUGGCGCACGCCAUAAGCACCAUAGCUCAGCACUUCCACUUGGAGCUUCAUAAGUGCGAUGUGCGGAUCCAUGGAGACAACUCCAGCAAGGAGUUGAAAAACAACAGCUGCCUCCGCUGGCUGUCUGAACUUGUGAGCAGCCACAGGAUCCGGUCUGGAUGCGUAGCCACGCUCCAGGCCGGACACUCGCACGAAGACAUAGAUGCUACAUUCGGGCUGUUGGCGGCCCACUUGGCGGGGUAUUCAGAGCUCCAUGUCCCUCAGGAUUACAUCAGGGCGCUGGACGAGUGGCUCCUGCAACCCAAGCUUCGACCUCGCGAGUCGCUCAAGAUGGUCCGCAAAGUGGAUCGUGUUAGAGACUGGAUGAAGCAGUUCUUGUCCGAUGAAGAGUUCCGGGAACCAAUUCUCCUGCACUUGCCACAGAACAUCGUGCAAGAUGCGACGCAGCUUGAUGAUCAAGCAGCUGAUGCGCAGAAGCUCAGGGUGUAUGCCGAUAAGAUGCGUCAGCCUCCGUAUUUGAUGGAACGAGCUGCAGGCUACUAUGAGAAGAUUGCAAGCCGAGAUUGGGACAAGGGAGACCUCCUUCCCAUUGGCGGGACCUUUCCUCAACUACAGCUUCUUCAGAUGCUGCUGCAGCGCGCCAGGAGCUUUGCCGUUGGUGGGUGGGCAAGCGCCGGCUUCUGCUCCAACUUCUACUGUGCCUUCAAGUGCAAGACAAACUUGUCAUUGCUGGGAGGCUUGCUGCUAGCUGCCUUUCUUUAUUUCUCACAGCGGCCACGGGCGAAGCAAUGCCUGAAGGUGUUGACGGGUUGGAGCAGCUUAGGGCCAUCAGCCUCUGAGCGCUGCCUUGAGAAGCUGGGAUGUGGGCCUGACGACUCGGAGUUCUUCAUUACGCUAGGACCAAUGACUGCGCGCAAGUACUUCAAACAUGUGGACUUUAGCCUCGGCAACCGACAUGGCAUGCUGUUGGAGCGCACCUCCGGCAAGGACUGCCAACUUGUGGUGCAGGAAGUCAAGCCUGUGGAGGUCAAUAUUCUCAUCAAGGAGAAGGUGGUUUUUAUCAAAACGACGGACUUUGUCAAGAAGCUGGCCAGGCUACUUCGAGGAAUUGGUUUGGCUUUGCGGGUGACGGGAAUGAGGACACUGGUCACAAGCGUCGUCAACAAGGUCUACCCAGCUGUUGUGAGCCACUACACAAAUGUGGAGAUCAAUGCUUUCGAGCCAGCCCACGCCUCCAAGGGUAAGAUUUCCAAGGCCAAGCUCAAGCAGUUUGUCAAGUUUGUUGAUGUGACGUUUGAAGCGUCGCCUGGCGUGUGGGAGCCCAAGGGCUGCUUUAUCCGACCAUGGCAAGUGAGCUUCCACCGAGAUGCAGGGUUCAAGGGGUAUGUGGACCUGUUCUUAUCAGACCCAGAUCUGGGUGGGUGCGAGAAGAUUUCAGUUUCUUUGCCGACCUCGGGCAUGUGUGCGCAUCGGCCACCACUUACGGUGGCGGAUGUGACUGGCGCGACUGAUGGAGCAGACCUGGUGGAGCCCAUGGCUCUCCUCAUAGUGAAAGGUUGGACAAGGUGCUUUGCCUUGUGGUUUUUGAUGGCGUGUGCUUGGGAGAGCGAGGAAUACUUGAAGGCGCUGCAACCAGAAGUGCGCAAGCCCUGUGUCACGUUAUCAAGUGCCGCAACGAGAAAGCGCCCCAACGCUUUCAAUAUCUUAUGGCAGCUGCGACUUUUGAAGGACGCUGCAGUUGAGUUUGAAGAGACAUGGAAAGAUGUCUCCACCUUCCAGAGUUCCUUCAGCAUUGGGCGCGCUGAAGCUGAUGCUGCUUUCAACAUGCUCACCAAGAUGGAUGCGCUCCGGCCUUGGGACGCGCAGCUACAAAACACGGUUGGUGCGGUGAAUCUCAUGGUCGACCGCCUCAAGGGCGACUAUGAGGCACUUGCGCUGCGAAUGCGGAAGCCUUGGGUUGAUGAGUCCAGGGAGCAGCGUGCCCAGCAGCCGCUCCAAAAUGAAAUGGACAGCCUGAAGAACAAAAACACGUCCGAAAAAGUCAAGAAGGAGCUUGGCGACAUGGAGGUGUGGGCGCAGAAGAAACUUGAGUGGGGGAACCGACAGGGGAACGUGGAUGUCCGAUACUUAGCAGACCGUUACAGCAAGGGCGUGCAGAAGGUGCAGGAUUUCUGCGCCAGAAGCCAUCGGCUCAUCUCCAUCGGCCCCGACAACUUCAGCGACAGCCAGGCAGAGAUGAUGCGAUUUGCUGCUGCUGCAAGCGAUGACGGUUCAGCUUGGGUCGACGACACCUUGAAGGUGGCAAAGUCUGUAUGCAAUUCUCGGCCAAAUGCAGCGCUUUUGGUCUUGAGCCCGGUCGUCCACAGUGGCGUCAACUUGCACGCCAUAGUGACGAAGAGGCGUGCUGUGGAAGACAAGCCCAGAGUGAGUGACCUCCAGAAGGUUGAUGACGCUGCAUUGAGCCCUGCCCAGCGAGCUCAGCAGAAAGGGGUGGCAGGUUGUGGACGCAUCCUUUCCACGAUUUUGGAGGGCGUUCAAGGGUCCAAAGUUCUGGCGGUCGACUUCAUGUGCUCGAGGUUCAAUGAGUGGAGCCAGGCUGUUUGGCAGAGCCAGAAGAAUGCGCUGUCUGGAGCAUCUUCUACUUGGCAGUGGCGGUUCAUGGGCAUUGUUGUGGACUUGCCGGAUGUCCCCCUGCGCGACCAGUUGGCGCAAAAGUUGCCAGCAGCUGUAAGCGAUGAGCGACCUUUGGAUUUGGCAACCACGCAUGCCUUUGAGGACGACCAUAUCAUUCCACGUGACCGCUUGUCGGCGGAGCCACUUUUUAGCAAGGGCUUGCGAUUAGCGAUCGAUGUGCUUUGCUCGUUGAAGGCUUGCAGCAACAUGGCUAGCAACAGCAAAGUCAAGGUUUACGUGACCAAAGACUACAAGGUUUACUUGGCCAACGAGACUGACGCCAGCCUGGAUGUCAAGCAUGGUGAGAUUUGUGGUUUUGGGCUUGGGUCCUUCACUGAGAAGCUUGCCAGACAAGUCCCGGGUACUGAUGACGGUUUAGCUUGGUGCCUGCGUGGGGACCAUGAGACCGUCGUCUACACCAAGGAUGAUGUGAAGAAGGAGAUCAGCGUGGCGAGUUUGAUUUGCAUGAUGGCACAGAACUACGGCAUCAUGGAAGUGCUGCUGGCUGACCACAACAUGCAGCCUUUGACAAAGGCCAACGGAGAGCCCCGCCCGUUCCGCUAUGGUGUGGUCGCCAAGAGUAAAGUGGCGUGCUUUGCGCCGAAGAAGCUCGAUGGCGACCUUUUGAACUUGCGACCAACACAGUUGGGGGGUGUCUUCGAAGCAGCCUUCUCCAAGCUUCCCAAAACGACGACCUGCCAAGUGCUAUGGCAAGUCAAGUGUGACCAAUCGUGUCCGGCUGAAGUGAUUCCCUUAAAGCCCAAGCUGUGGCUUUGUGCUGACACCACGCUUCGGGCAGGCUGCGCCCAUUGGCUGAAGCCAGAGGCGAAGCCGCUCAUGUCGUCGCGUUUGGAGGAUGUGACAGCGCUCUCUGACGAUGAGCCGGCGGGUGAGCAAGGUAAUGGUGGGCAAGAUGAAGGUGUGAUGAAAAAACCAGCGGCCAGCAGCGAGGGCAAGGCUUUGAAGGUUUACAAAGAGUUCUACAAAACUAGUAACAGCUACGGCUUGAAGAUGAAUGGGAAGCAAGUGAUGGCAGUGUCAGCCAAAGGGCGCAAGCAUGUGACGGCGGAUGAAAUUCGUGAUGUGGCGGACACUUGGCCAGGUGCAGCUAUGAUGGACGCUCGCGAGAACGCCAACCUUGCUUCGAAGGAGAAGAAAACGCUUGAGAAGAAAGCGGAGCUGGCAGCCCCAGAUCCUGAAGGUCUUGACGCAGAAGAGGGCGGCGAGGAAGAGGCGGCCGCCGAUGGUGAAGGCGAUGACCGCUGCGUUGAGGAUGUCGAGUAG